GUAUAGUCAAGCUAAAUGUCUUUCAUUAGAAGUCAGCCAUGGCUUAUAAUAAAUGUGUUAUUUAUUCUUUCACAGGGGGCAAUAUGUGAUUUCUGUGAAGCUUGGGUUUGCCAUGGCAGAAAAUGUUUGAGCACCCAUGCCUGCAUCUGUCCUCUGGCUGAUGCAGAAUGCAUUGAAUGUGAGAGGGGUGUCUGGGAUCAUGGAGGCAGGAUAUUUAGCUGCUCUUUUUGCCAUAAUUUCCUUUGUGAAGAUGAUCAGUUUGAGCAUCAAGCCAGCUGCCAAGUCCUAGAAGCUGAAACCUUUAAAUGUGUUUCCUGCAAUCGACUUGGGCAGCAUUCAUGUCUCCGCUGUAAGGCUUGUUUCUGUGAUGAUCAUACACGAAGCAAGGUUUUCAAACAAGAAAAGGGAAGAGAGCCUCCAUGUCCAAAGUGUGGGCAUGAAACGCAGCAAACCAAGGACCUGAGCAUGUCAACUCGGUCUCUGAGAUUUGGCCGUCAGACAGGAGGCGAAGAAGCUGAUGGGGCUUCUGGUUAUGAUGCCUAUUGGAAAAAUCUUUCAGCUGGCAAAGGUGUUGAUACUGGAGAUCACGAUGAAGAAUAUGAUGAUUAUGAAGCAGAGGAUGAUGAAGAUGAUGACAAUGAGGAAGGAGGGAGAGAUUCGGAAUCAGAGACAACUGAUAUGUUCAGCAACUUGAAUUUAGGAAGGACCUAUGCUAGUGGCUAUGCACACUAUGAAGAGCCUGCUGACUAAGGCUGCUGUCCUUAGCACACUUAGCAAGAACUAAGUCCCCUUGAACCUAGUGGUACUUACCUUAUGGGUAAGGUCUAUGCUUAGGUCUAGUUCUAGGCCAUGCUUAGGAAGGAACUAACUGAGAGGAUCUCUGUAUGUGCUUAGUGAAAUUUAUGUGUGGCAUUGGUAUAACAGAAUGAGGCUUUUGAAUAGGGAAGCUUAUUAGGCACCAAAGAAAUGGAGCAGUUGGGUGAGGCCAAGGAAAGAUUUAGAUGGUUCAAUGGAGCAUCCUGUUUGUACGUUCACAUGAGAUCAGGGGGCUUAAUAUUCUUUCUGCCAUUCAGGACAAAAGUGUGAAGAGAUAAAGGCAAUAUUUGUUUCCAUGCAGUCAUCAGAUAUGAAGUUCUUUAGCAAUUCUGGUGGUUGGUUUUGGCAUCAUGCUCCAUAAAUUAAGAAAAUCAGUGGCAAUAGGCAUCUACAGUUUUUCUGUAUCAAAAGUUAUCUCCUGUCAUGUGCAAAUGAUUUUUUCCAUAAAUAUUGAUCCAGCUUUGGCAAUGGGGAAAUGCUUGCUGCAAGCUAUUGUAGUUGAAUAUAUAAAUUUAAAUUAAAUUUACUUUGGUAGUUUGUGUCAGCAAGGCUGAUCAAUAUAUUUUCUUGCAAUUAACUUCUGUAACAUUAUCAGUUCUUGCCAUUUUGACAUGCUAUAAAUUAAUUGGAAGUUUUCAGCUACCUGUGACCUAAAUAAACUUUUGAUUUUCUA
This is a messenger RNA of Python bivittatus (Burmese python), 1489 nucleotides long. NCBI's taxonomy places the organism in Eukaryota, Metazoa, Chordata, Lepidosauria, Squamata, Pythonidae. The record is from RefSeq and is a predicted model, not a curated record.